GAAGUGGUGGAUGGGUUAGACAGCGGAGACGAGAUUUAAUAUUGGACACCCUACCAAAACGUACACAACUUCUCUUCUUCAUCUCUUUGAAAUGAAUGCCACUUCUCCCAAAUUAUAUCUGGGGUUUCUUCUAAAUGCUGAGUGCACCAGUCUGAAUAACUUCACACACACACACAACUCCUCUCGCCUGCCCUCUCUCAUGUUGGAGUGACGAAUUUAAGCCCUUCUAAUAUUUGUCCAAAAGUUUCAGCGUUGUUGCUGUCCUGCAACACUUCAUGAUGAUUCUCAAACGAAUUCACCCUCUCCUGUAAAACAUCAGUAAGCGAGGUUACUCUCACUUUUCUUGGUUGCUUAACUAUAGUGCUGAGCGUGGCCCAGUGUUAUAUAAAAACCGAGUCCCACUCUAGUCACGAGUAUCCCACAAUCAAACUUCCACUGCAGUAUUGAGAAUAUGGUGCUGCCUUUCCGAGUUUGAUGGUAAUAGCAGGCCUUCCGUGUAUGUAAAAUAAUCAUUCUACGGCAUUAUUUUUGCCGAGCAGAUGCUCCAGCGUCUACACCUCUUAAUCCUUUGGAAAAGAAAUGUGAUCAGCCGGUGUUACCGGAAGCUGCGUACACAGCACUAGAGUUAGAAAAGGUCAGUAAGGCAAUCGAGGUAGUCAAGACUGAAGUAGAACAGCAACAACACAAGUUAUUGAUGUACGAGUCUACCUUGAAAUGUCAACAUUACAACUCUCAAGCUCCAACAAGUAGCACAAUCAGCCAUACAUCUUCCAUUAUCAAUGUAAAAAAUACUCUGGCACCCACAAUGGCAAACUCUGCAUUUGAAUGUGAAGGACAAGUUAUUCACUUAAAUAGUGUGACGUGCAAUCCAGUCGUAGUACCUAAUCGUUCUUUAAAUGCACAUAGGCCUAAUUCCUUAACUGAAGUUACUGAAUUGAAUGCAAUCCAAGAGAUACCCACAACUAGUUCCAAGGUCAAGAAUGGUAGCUCAGUUUUGAAUAAAUACAUGAUUGACUGUCGAAGGCCAUGUACUGAUUUAGAAUAUGAUCCAUUGGUAAACUAUUCUUCCAAAACAAAGCAGACUCUCAAGAAAGAUUACAUUGAGGAGAAACAGGAAUUUAAGAUAACUGAGCAAAGUCCUGAAAUGAAAUUCUCUCUAGCAACCCAAACAAUAAAGAGUACUCAGCUCUUUGAAGAAGAGAUUAGCUCUGAUGAUGAGCUUGUCAUUGAUGUGCCAGAGUUGCCUCCACUCCCUCAAAAUCCUCUGGCCUACAGAAGUUGUGAAACAAAAGGAAGUGAUGCCAAUGCUUCAACACUCAGCUUAAUCCGUAAAGUACGGAAACCAAGAGUUGUUGAGUCCACUGGUGGCUUGGAUCUGGGAAGAUUGGACAAUUCAUUUGCUAGAAACUGCACGGCAGAAAAUAGCAAUGAGAAGGAAGCUAAUGUUGGUACUUUGCAAAGAGAAAAAUGUUGUGACUUAAAUGAAAAUAGCAAAGUAUCUAAUGUAACAGGUGAUCAGAUAGAUAUGGUUGGUAAACAUCAUGAUGUUUCAAAGCAUGGUUCCAAAGUCAAUGUAGUAGAAGGAUUAUUGAAAACCGAUCUGGUUGAAGGAAAUUUUGUUCCACUUAUGAAUGCAAAUAGACCUAAAUUGUCAAAUCAGAAAUGUAGAAGUUUAUAUGAAGCUGCAAAAUUAGAAGUGAAUGUACAAAAAUAUGAAAAUGAAGAGCAAAGUUUAAUCAAUUUGAACCGCUUGAAAAGAACAAGUGACAAAGCACCUCUGGUUGAAAGCAACGUUGCAGCAAUCAAACUUGAGCAAUAUGUGUCCUCCUCUGCAAUAGAAUGUAAUAGAGCAGAGACUACAAACAAGAGCAAAUGCAUCAGUAAGUUGGAAACUAGGCUGACUCCUGAUCAACAAAGACCAAAGAUGCAGAGCCAAGAUUAUCAUUUUGGUAAUGAAAAGCAGGUUGAAAGUCUUCAAAUGACAAGUGAUCGAGAUGAAGAGUCCUCUCUUUCUGAUGAAGAUUUGAGUUCUUCAGUUUCAGAAGAAUUGGACUUCUCUGAAUCAGAUCCAAUGGAAGAGUGCUUAAGGAUUUUUAAUGAAUCUGCAAAACAGGAAACUGGAGAGCGUAAGAUGGAUGUUGAACAGAAUACUCUUGAAAAACCUUUUGAGAAUAUUCCAGAUACUGGGGUUGCAGGAAGUGCCAGCGCAAAACAAAAGAAGAGGAUUGCGCAUGUUGCUAAAUUUAAUAAGGGAAAAUCUAGCUUUAACAAGAUAAUUAUUCCUCAAGCUGUACCACUGCCAAAACAGUCAAGUCGCAAUCGAAUAAAAAUGGUCCAGCAAGAAGCUGUGCAGUUGAUGGCAAAUGUGAAAAGUGCUCAAGUUUAUAAAGCUGCAGUUUCUAAACCUUCCGGCCAGAAGAGACUGAUCGCAAAAGGAUCAAAACCGCAAUCAGCCAGUUCUGCAAAAGCAGGCUUUGCAGUUUCCCAGAAUUCUUUCAGGAAACGUCCCAGUUCACACUCUAGCCCUAGCUGUAACGUGUCUUUAAAAGAACAGAUUGCUCAAGACCAUACUUCCAAAACCACACGUACACUUUCUCCAUUGGAAUCAGCCAGCCGUGUUCCUGCUCCACAGAGAGCUAGCUCAAAGCGAGGAGCUAAAGUGUCCAACACUGUGCGAAAACAGUAUCUUGGCUUUUUUAUUGAGGAGUUUUUGAAGACCUGUUCAUCUCGACAAGCAGCAGUUAAAAAGGCUAUGUCUGAAGAAAAAGUUAUUUUUGAACGUAGUGCAAACAAGUUCAUGUAUUUGAAUGUAGCUGUGCAUGCACUGAAGAUCUUGAAGAAUCUGGCGAAACAAGGACCAAUGUCUUCAGAUGGUUGCCAGCCCUCUAAAAGGAAGAGACUUUCAUCAGGAACAAUUCUAGAAGGUGCUGCACUUUAUAGUGCUCUCAAGAGCUAUGUCUUAACUGAAGGACAGUUGAAGGAAAAUGGAUAUCCUCGCUAUGACCCUGAAAACCCAGGAACUGCUCUACUAUUCAAUGGCGAAGCAAAUAAAUAUAUUGCUGACUCAUUAAUCCAGGUUUGCUGUCGUUGUGGGAGACGAUUCUCUGUAACACCUGAUGGGAGUUACAUCUCCAAGGAAGAAUGUAGCCACCACUGGGGUAGGACAAUAAGACGGCAAGUCUCUGGUGGAUGGGAUGCUCGAUACAGUUGCUGUGGAGGAUCCUUGGGCUCUGUUGGAUGUCAGCUUGCUAAGUUACAUGUCUACAAUCAAAAAGAGAACCUUAAUGGCUUUGUGAAGACUUCCCUUAAACUGCUCCCGCUUGAUGGGAAUCCUGGUGUUUAUGCAGUGAACUCUGAAUUGUGCUACACUAAGCAAGGAGGAGCACUUUCUCAUGUAAGUGUGAUCAGUGCCAAUCUUGAAGUGGUUUAUGAUGUGUUUGUUAAACCUGACAAUGAAGUGAUUGAUUUCAACACUAGGUUUUCUGGUGUGACUCGAGAGGACGUGAUGAAUGCAAAAACAACUCGUUCUGAUGUUCAUUCGGCAUUACUGACCAUGUUCAGUGCUGACACCAUUUUGAUUGGCCAUAGUUUGGACAAAGACUUGCUUGCACUGAAGCUUAUUCACAGCAUGGUCAUUGAUUUAUCAGUCGUGUUUCCACAUUCCUUGGGGUUACCUCACAAACGGGCCCUCAGGAAUUUAAUGGCAGAAUACCUCAGCCAUACUAUCCCAGAUAAUGUGAAGGGCUCUGAUAAAGCAUCUGCAUGCAUGGAACUCAUGAUGUGGAGAGUGAAGGAGGAUGCGAAGAGCAGGAAGUGGUGAGACUUGAUUGGAAAAACCAUAAGAAGAAUACUUCAGCCUUCCAAAUUGUGAUGUCAAAGUGGAUGAUGUACUAAGCCCAUUCAUUGCCUCAUGAAGAAGAUACUAUGUAUUCAAUGUCACGUUUAUUUGUGGUGCGAGAUGGUGAUAGGGGAGUAGUCCAGAAUACAAUAUAAGCUGGGCUCCUGGAAAUUUGUUGGUAUUUAAAACUUUGUACUAAAAGGAGGCCAAUAAAUCUCUCAUUAUGUUUGAGAUGUACUUGAUUUCCAAGGAUGAGUUUGAAUUACUUGUGCACUGACCAAUAAUCAGUGUGUACUGUAUGCUAACAAUCCCAGCAAUAUAAUUGCUGUAAUAGUGAAGCCAUUAUUGAAUGUUUAUUUAAAUGUGAGUGUUUGGACAUUGUUCAUGUAUUUUCUGAAGAUGUUUUAGUAAAUAUAGCUGCUUUGUGAUUUCCAUUUCUCUAUAGGUCAUGAGGGUCUGUGCUGAGGUAUUUUGAGUAACUCUUCAAGCUAAUAAACUUCUGUUGGUAGAUACCAAAGUACCGUUUCCCUAAAAAGAGACCAUAGGUCUCUUUCUUUGUCAAACUCUAGCAUUCUCUGGAAAAUGUCUGAAUAUGUUCAUGAUACCAAGUCUAGCAAGACUGAAGAAAAAUAAAAAAUGAAAAAUACUUUGAUUGUAAUAACCAUCCCAUGGCAUACAGAUACAUUCAUCUAGAAUAUCAGUUUGUCUACCUUUCCUACUCCUUGUCCUAUGCACUUAUAUAAACCUGAAAGUAUGGUUGUCUCUGGACACUUUUUUUGCAGAUUUGUCAGAUUGUUGAUACCAACUUAUUCAUUAUUGAUCUUCCUCCUUUUUAAAUAACACUUGACUGGAAAGGAUGGAAUCUGCUUGUAAAAUGCACUGUAAUAAUUGUUGUCUGUAGUUUAAAACAAAUUUUCUUUCUGUAAAGAACAGCAAUCUAUUAAUUAAAAUUUACUGGCUAGAUUACUGAAAGUUGAAGUGUCCUGUAAUAUAUCAUGGAUUCAAGUCUUCACUUUAAUGCAAGCAUUUAAUAUCUUGGCAGAGAGAUGAUCCAUUAAAAUUUAUUACAGCAGUUUUGUAUUUAUUUUCUAAAAUAUUUACCAGAAGCAUUUUGCCUGGUUUUGUAGCUAUU
Chiloscyllium plagiosum (whitespotted bambooshark) is the source of this 4970-nucleotide messenger RNA. Lineage: Eukaryota; Metazoa; Chordata; Chondrichthyes; Orectolobiformes; Hemiscylliidae. The record is from RefSeq and is a predicted model, not a curated record.